Messenger RNA from Gossypium raimondii (Peruvian cotton), 408 nucleotides. RefSeq names its product E3 ubiquitin-protein ligase ATL59. Bases 1 to 408 code for a protein of 135 amino acids. Gene Ontology annotation, biological process: protein ubiquitination. Lineage: Eukaryota; Viridiplantae; Streptophyta; Magnoliopsida; Malvales; Malvaceae. The record is from RefSeq and is a predicted model, not a curated record. The transcript has 2 exons.
AUGGAUAUGAAGGCGGUAGUAGGCAUGAGAAGUGAGAUGGAAUUGAUGGACGAGAUAGGCAGUUGGUUGGGUUUUACAAGUAGCUACUGCUGCCUUGUUCUCAUCGUCAUCUUCUUCUUGUUCGCCGUUCCUCGUUGUGCAAUGUCUGUAAUUGAAUUGCUCAACUUUAUGAACUUCAAUGUCUUCUUCACCUUCCGUUACAAAUACAAUCCUACCACGAAGAAGGCUGCCGCAACAGUAACAGUACCCUAUUGUUGUGUGUGUCUAUAUGAAGCAGAAGAAGGGGAGAGGCUGCGGCGGCUACCCAGAUGCAAACACUGCUUCCAUGUUGAUUGCAUCGAUGCCUGGUUCCAAUAUCGCUCCACUUGCCCUCUUUGUAGAAAUGAGGGAGACCUUGUUUCGUCUUAA